Molecule: messenger RNA, 1539 nt
Organism: Hippocampus comes (tiger tail seahorse)
Lineage: Eukaryota; Metazoa; Chordata; Actinopteri; Syngnathiformes; Syngnathidae
Gene: g2e3
Product: G2/M-phase specific E3 ubiquitin protein ligase
Exons: 10
Coding region: 343-1539 (398 amino acids)
Cellular component (GO): nucleus
Source: RefSeq, a predicted model, not a curated record
CUUCUUAUUUUCUUCUUGUUACAACAUCUUCAAUUUCAGAUUUUUUUUUUUUUUGUUCCAGUACAGUAACUUUGUUGAAUACGGUGCAUUAUGUUGGGAGUGGCUUACAAUAAUAUGAAAUAUACUUUUUAGGACUCAAAAUAGAAACACCUCCCAAUAAUGUGGCAAUGGGUACGUCAGUAUUCCUUGUUUUCGAUGUCAAAAGUUGAGAAAUACAGUUGCCGAUGCUUUCGUUGCUGUGAAUUUCGCAUUCUUCGACGUAGGCUACGCUCACGGUGACGCAACCAUGCGCACGACGUCUUGCGUACGUACUUUACGUUAAUUUAGUGCGCACCGCCGGAAAUGGCGGCGGCGGUGCUGAGAUUCGAACGAAUCGAUUCCGGAAAUGGCGGCCAAAAAUGGCAAAGAUUCAGCGUGGAGAAGAUGUCUCUACGUGCUGAAGCGCCUCGCAAACGAGCGUCGACGUUGCUUUCGGAGUGGAGCAGCAUGAAGAAGAAAACCAGGCGCUCGCAAGAAGUGGUCACCGGCAGUCAAAUGGUGGGCCAAUGUUGCGUUCUGUGCCGAAGCUGUGAGGACGACCCGGCCUUGUUUGGGGACAAAAUCACUCUGCGGGACGACAACCUCUGCGUGCACUACUUCUGCUUGCUGACGUCGUGCGGCGUGUACCAGCGAGGCAAAGACAGCGAAGGCGUGUUCGGCUUCCUGGUGGACGACAUCAAGCAGGAGAUUCGCCGCUCGGCGCGACUGACGUGCUGCGCGUGUAAGAAGAAGGGCGCCUGCGUGGGCUGCUACGUGAAAAGUUGCCGCAAGAUGGUUCACUUCCCGUGCGGACGCAGGAGCGGCUUCGUUUCGCAGUUCACCCAAAACUUCCCGUCUUACUGUCCCGACCACAGGCCCUUUCAGUCUGCGGCCGUCGGCUCCAACCUGAGCCUGCCCCAGUCGUGCUCCGUGUGCUUGGACGCCAUCGACGGCGACCUGUCCUACGGCGUCCUCAAGUGUCCGUCCUGCCACGGCAGCUGGUUCCACAGGGAUUGCGUGCAGCGCCAAGCACACAGUGCCGGCCUCUUCUUCUUCAGAUGCACGUUGUGUAACAACAAGGACCAGUAUCAGCAGGAGAUGCUGCGCAUGGGGAUCUGCAUCCCCGAGAGAGACGCUUCGUGGGAGUUGGAGGCCGACGCCUACGCCGACCUGCUGGAGGUCUACGCGCACUGCGACGCCCACGCCUGCGUCUGCGCCAACGGACGCGCGCACGCCGCCAAAAGGGGGUGGUUUGCCGUGCUCCGGUGCCUGCUCUGCGGGUCCAGGGGGACGCACAGGAAGUGCUCGGGGCUCGCGCUGAACGCCGCCGACUGGGCCUGCCCCGAAUGUGCCAAGUCCACCGACGGAAACGCCUCCCUGGUUGCGUCUCCUCAGGCGGCCCCGAGGAGGACCGCCGCCUCCAAACGUCGCCUCCCGGCGCCGCCCUCGCCCGUCGGUCGCAAAAAGCCGUCGCGCGCCUCUCCCGAGGAGCUCCCGGCGGACGGCGCGACCCCACCGUGA